Messenger RNA from Pseudocercospora fijiensis CIRAD86, 1318 nucleotides. RefSeq lists its product as uncharacterized. Lineage: Eukaryota; Fungi; Ascomycota; Dothideomycetes; Mycosphaerellales; Mycosphaerellaceae. The transcript has a single exon. The coding region runs from base 1 to 1047 and encodes 348 amino acids. The record is from RefSeq and is a predicted model, not a curated record.
AUGGCCGAGAACGACCGGUUGGCAGGCUUGGGUAUACAAGAUUUCGCAACGAAAGCUGCUGCCGAUGUCAGCUUUGCCCAGACCGGCCGGAGGCAUCAUCAUGGACGAACCACAAGUGUUGGCUCUCAAAUCUCAACUGGAUCUGGAAGCUUGAAACCCGGACAGCCUUUCACCCACCCCAUGACCAAGACACCCCGACCGUACACUCCACCGCCUGGACGCUCAUACGCUUCAUCCGUCAAUAACGAUGAAGCCAACGAAAGUGAAGAUGUCGUUGAGAAUGAAUUCGGCCUCGGACCAGGCUUCCGAUCCAAGAGAAGCAUGUCCAUCUCUUCUACACCCCAGACGAAUCCGACGCCUCUGUCACAGUCACACACAGCCAGCGACCUGGGUCUUGUGCCUAAACUCACGAGCACUUCCCAGUCAAACCUGUCCAUUCGAUCGAAUCAGUCUGGCAAAUCUGGAAAGUCCAAAUUGGGCCGUCCACGGAGAAACACUGAUCGAUCCGACUAUGUGCCGUCUCCCUCUUCGCGAACGAGUUCCGACAGGCCAUUUGGUUUUGGUCGUCGAUCCGACACGGAGCCACAGUCGCGCGAUCAACGCAUACUAGAAGCUCGUCGCAAGUUCGAAGAGAAGGAAGCCGAUAAAGACAGGAAAGCCCAGAAGGAGGCUGCGAAGAGGAGGGAGACGGAAGCGUCUAAGUCGGCCAAGAAGCAGCGCAAGCAGUCUGAUGCGCAGGACAAGCCGAAUGCCAUGGCCUCAUUGAGGCAGUUGGUGCCGGAUAAGCCGCGCAAGUCAUCGAGCGCGACGGCAACGGGUGGUGCUGAGCAGGAGAAAGUCUUUGCACGCAGUUAUGAGGACUGCAGACCUGCUCACGCUGCCAGCCUUCCGAGGUAUGGAACUACGCCUGGUCAGAGCGAGAAAGCCGGACAAGUACAAUUUCAUAGUGCCCGCGCGUCGCAUGACCACGGCAGCGAUGGUGGCUGGACGCGCUUCAGCACGUGGAUACAAACACGCAUGCUCAGCUGCGGUGGUAGCAGAGCAUGAUGCGGCCGGUUUCGAAGCUCGAGUCAUGUCAGGAACAUCACAUCCACAGCAACAGCAUUUUUUGGGUUUCUUGGAGAGGCGGAUUUGUUCAUCACAUCUCAUGAGCGUUGGGCGCUUUGGUUUUUUUGGAUACCCGCACGGUUUGUGCAUUGGCUUCGGAGUUUUGUUGGAUACCUCAAUGCUCGCUCAAGUGCUGUUGCGAGAUGAUCUAUGAUUGAUGAUAUAUGAUGUUAGUUUUUUGUGCAGAUAGUGAAAUUACCGUGUGCACCUC